Messenger RNA from Melampsora larici-populina 98AG31, 699 nucleotides. RefSeq lists its product as uncharacterized. The transcript has 11 exons. Gene Ontology annotation, cellular component: cytoplasm; peroxisome; mitochondrion. Gene Ontology annotation, molecular function: heme binding; catalase activity. Gene Ontology annotation, biological process: hydrogen peroxide catabolic process; response to hydrogen peroxide. The record is from RefSeq and is a predicted model, not a curated record. The annotation marks the transcript as partial. NCBI's taxonomy places the organism in Eukaryota, Fungi, Basidiomycota, Pucciniomycetes, Pucciniales, Melampsoraceae.
GGCGAUAAAGGCAGCUUUGACACAGCUAGAAACGUUCGAGGAUUUGCUAUCAAGUUUCGAACGAAUCAAGGAAUAUGGGAUCUUCUCAUGAAUAACACUCCAGUAUUUUUCCUUCGACAACCUGCAAAAUUUCCGAUUUUGAUUCACAGUCAAAGUCGGAGCCUUAUUACUAAUCUCCCUGAUGCGGAACAGGCUUUUGAGUAUCUGGCCGAUAAUCCAGAGGCCCUCAACCAAUUUCUGAGAACUCUUUCCGAUGCUGGGCUAGCAAAAGGUUGGCUUCAGACAGAAGCCUUCACAGGCCAUGCUUAUAAAUGGAUCAAGGCAGAUGGCUCGUGGGUAUAUGUCAAGCUUUGGUGUCGAAGCAAUCAAGGAUUGUCUAAUUUCACACUCGGAGAGCAAGCAGAUGUAGGAGACCCCGACUUUGGAGCACGAGCAUUAUAUACAUCAAUCAAUUCAGGAAAACUUCCAAGUUGGACAGUAUUUGCUCAAGUUUUAACUCCUGCACAAGCUUCAAAUUUUCGCUACAAUGUACUUGACGUCACAAAAGAGUGGCCUUUUUCGCUUGUUGAACCUCAUGAGAUUGGAAGAUUUGAAUUGAAUAAAAACCCAUCCAACUAUUUUACAGAGGUAGAACAAUUGGCAUUUUCACCCGGUAAUGUAGUUAGAGGUUGGGCUCCUAGCGAUGACCCAGUUCUACAA